Molecule: messenger RNA, 1275 nt
Organism: Penicillium vulpinum
Lineage: Eukaryota; Fungi; Ascomycota; Eurotiomycetes; Eurotiales; Aspergillaceae
Exons: 1
Coding region: 1-1275 (424 amino acids)
Source: RefSeq, a predicted model, not a curated record
AUGUCGAGUGCUUUUUCCGCCAUUGCUACUCCCUCUGCACCGCUCAACAAUUUAGUCCGGACGUGGUCCACACAAUUAUCCUCUGAAUCCUCCAAUCUGGUGACAAUCACGUCAAUUGAAACGGAGACUGUUUAUCCUACAUGGGUCUACACGAUAUCUGGCCCUGGGCCUAGUUCCAGCACAGCCACUGUGCUUGACUACCUAACGUCAACGCUGAGCCCAACCCCGGUGACCGUGACUCUGACAACGACUAAGCUGUCGACAACUAAGCUGGACGCCACAAUAUCGACUGCCAGCUCUACAACACCGGUAAUCUCGGAGCCCCCAGUGUCGACUCCAAUCCCAACCUCGGUUCUGUCAAGUUCAAUGGUGGACUUUCCUAUUUCGGCAACUUCGGAAUCAUCCGACCACUCAUGGCAAUCCGAUACCUCUAGCAGUAUGUGGAUUUCACUUACUAGCUCAAUUAUAUAUCAUUCAUCGUCCCUGCCUGUCUUGCCAGAGACAGUCAUUAGCUCCAUAACCUCUAUGAGCUCCUACAGUACCUCGCCCAGCUCCAGCGCUGCACCAACAAACACACCUUCAAUAUUACCAUUCAUCGGAACUGCCACUAGUGCAAGCUCUGCGGAAACAGCGCAAGCCGACAAUUCUAGCCCCACAUCGACCUCCAAAACCGGAACGAUAGUUGGGAGCGUCAUCGGAGGAUCAGCAAUCAUGAUCUUCGCCCUCCUAGCCUGCGCACUCUAUAUGCGUCGCCGACGACGAAAAAUAACGACAGAGCGGCUGGGCAUCAGACAGAAACUAAUACGAGGUGACUCAGCGAGCUCAUCAGUUAGCCACCACCACCACCACAACCGCCACAACUCCUUCCCCUCGAUCCCAAGCAACAUCGGCCCGCGAUCACCCGUACUCCCAAUCAUCCCGCUGCAACAGCAACCCUCGGAUCCAAACCUAUCCCUGGAUAGCAUGUACCUGCGUGGUGAGAGAGCACCGCAAGGCUCCUUCGCGGACCCCAUCAUCGAGAUCUCAGCCCCAUCUCGCUCGGUCUCAAUAUACUCUACCUCCUCCCGGGGCGCCGGGGUCGGUGUGCAGGGGUACUGGGACUGCGAACGUGAUGGCAUGGAUGCCCUUGCUGUGCCGCAUGUAUACUCGGAUACGCCUGUGAUGCGCGAUAGCAUGCGUAGUGACCCCUUCGACCUUGAUCUUGAGCCUCCGCCAAAUGCGCAUCACCGGUCUUCUGUUCCUCCAGUCCCGACUGUGUGGGGUGAUAACUUUUAG